Molecule: messenger RNA, 1128 nt
Organism: Thlaspi arvense
Lineage: Eukaryota; Viridiplantae; Streptophyta; Magnoliopsida; Brassicales; Brassicaceae
Source: the annotation of a GenBank genome assembly
AUGCGAUCGGAGAUGGAAAGCGGUCUGAUAUCGGUGGACCGGUGGAGGAGUGGAAGUCAGGCUUACUUCUUGACUCAUAUGCACUCCGAUCACACUCGUGGCCUCUCCGGCGAGUGGUCCCAGGGUCCUCUCUACUGUUCCCGCACCACGGCCUCUCUGUUUCCCUCCCGAUUCCCCGGCUUCGACCUCUCCUUGCUUCGCGUCGUCCCACUCUCUUCCUGGCGAUCACUCUCCCUCCGCUCUCCUUCCUCCGGCUCCGCCGUCCGCCUCCACUUCAUGGCAAUCGACGCCCACCACUGUCCUGGGUCCGUGAUGUUCAUGUUCCGGGGAGAUUUCGGAUGUUUUCUUUACACGGGGGAUUUCCGGUGGGAAAGGGACGAUGUAGCAGCAGACGAAGCAAGGACCACUCUCGCCGGUGCUAUUUCGGAAUUUCCGGUGGACAUUCUCUACUUGGACAACACUUAUUGCAACCCGAUUUACAGUUUUCCUUCCCGUCAAGUCGCUGCACAUCUGGUUGCUGAUAUAAUCGCCUCUCACCCUCGCCAUGACAUCAUCAUAGGAAUCGACUCUUUGGGGAAGGAAGAACUGCUUCUUCUCGUUUCCCGCAUCCUCAAUCUCAAGAUUUGGGUUUGGCCGGAGCGGCUCCGUACCAUGCACCUCCUUGGGUUCCAAGACGUGUUCACGACUGACACAACUCGUACAAGGGUGCGUGCUGUCCCUCGCUACAGUUUUAGCAUUCAGACGCUCGAGGGGCUGAAUCUGGCGUGCCCAACCAUCGGCAUCAUGCCUUCGGGUCUCCCGUGGGUGAAAAGAGAUGAGGCCACACUCUCUGCUUCUCUCCUAACUCAGAAAGCAUCACAAGCGGCGGCAGUGCAUCGGUUCCAUGAGUACAUGUACUCGGUGCACUACUCUGAUCAUUCCUGCUACGGGGAGAUUGGAGAGUUGAUACAGCUCGUGAAGCCAAAGAGCAUGAAAGGAAUUGUGGUUUCUUCAUCAUGUUACGUUGACCCUCUCUACUAUUUUGGGCGUAUCUGCGGAGCUAGCCAACCCCCUGAGUUGCUGCCUUUGAGGCCUGACACCACCACCGAGCAAUUUAGAGCUGUUAGGAUCAAGUCGUUUUCUGAAAGA